Messenger RNA from Gopherus evgoodei (Goodes thornscrub tortoise), 2187 nucleotides. RefSeq names its product T-cell receptor-associated transmembrane adapter 1. Lineage: Eukaryota; Metazoa; Chordata; Testudines; Testudinidae. The record is from RefSeq and is a predicted model, not a curated record. The transcript is spliced from 6 exons. Gene Ontology annotation, biological process: negative regulation of receptor recycling; positive regulation of T cell receptor signaling pathway. Gene Ontology annotation, cellular component: T cell receptor complex. The coding region runs from base 156 to 677 and encodes 173 amino acids.
UUAAGACUUAAGAUUGAAUCGAAGUCUUCAGGUACAUACUCAAAUUGCAAGGCCAAAGCAGAACAGCACAUCAACGUCUGCCAACAUUUUAAAGCCAAAUUUUGUUUGAGAUAAAGGGGGAGGUCUUGCUACAAAACAGCAAUAUAUGAACAGAAAUGGAGUUUGAAUGCCACUAUUCAAUCUGGGGACUUCUAGCCUUUAUGACUAUGGCUCUGAUUGUUUCAUUGGUCAUAAACAUUUCAUACUGCAUAGCAAACAAGCAAAAAGGUUACACGUACAGAGACUAUCAAGAAUAUAAUCCAAGCUAUGAUGAUGAUUAUACUGAAGAAUGCCCAGUUUAUGGCAACCUCAAUCAAGAGAUUUUAGAUGAAUGUUGCUAUGAACAAAUGAAGUCCCAGCCUCGGAGACAUGCUAAUGAAGUAAAGGUGGACGUUGAAAGUCAGAUGUGCUAUGCCUCCCUUAAUCACAGCAUCAAGGAAAAACACAGGAAGCCUAGGAAAAAGAAAGCUCCUUCGUUAGAAGUGAAUGAAGAAGAGAUGCCAUCUAAAAACAGCACCCUGGCUUCCCAAACUAGUAUUUAUCUUAACAGGGUCCAGCUAGCCACUGAAAAUAAACCAACAGAGGAAGUCAUUCAUGAUGACCCUAUCAGACUGUUUGGCUUGAUUCAUGCAACAUAGGAAGAAGACUCCUGACCCAACUGAUCACCCAAGAUAAACUAGAUCUUUCACUUGUUUAUGUUGAGGGAAAGAGACUGAAUAAAUAAUAUCCUGAAUUUGGGAGAAUAGCUUGGUAAAUGAAACACUGAUCAAUGGUAUAAAUGGGUAAGUAAUGCAUUCAAAUUGCAGGGCAUAACUGCGGACUAAUUUAGGUCAGCAGGUAGCAGGAUUUUAGACACAGACUGCUAAUUUUUAGAGCAACCCAAAGAAGAGCUGGCCACCUUCAUAUUUAUCUAUUUUGUAAAGGAGUUACAGGAGCCAAGUAUCUCUCAGAAUUUGCCCCCAAAUUAGCAAUUAUCCUGCAUACUUUAUAACAGGACUUUCUUCAUUUCAGUUAUCCAUGGAUCCCACUUCAAGGGAUCUAAAAUGGGCCACAUGGCCCUCUGCAGAAAGCUAGCAUAUUUUGCCAGUUAUUCUAUGUUGUUUCAGGAGUAGUUUGGGAAAUCAGAGGCACUUUAAGACUAGCGUAUUUAAUAGUUAAAACUUGUUUUGCUGUUCAAUAUUUAACACUUUCCUACUGUGACCUGCAGUAAUAUUUAAGGUUAAUUAGAAAAUAAUGUAACUGCUUCAGUUCAUUUCAUUAGUGCUUUGUACAUCCAAGUUUAAUGAUAUCCCUUAUAUACUCUUAGCUUCCUAUGGUGAACAGUACCAGAAUCUCAAAUUUCUACUUUUGUACCAAUAACAUUUUAUCUGUCUGUAUUCAACAGCCUAUAAAAGAAAGUGGAAAAUGAUCUGUAAAAAUAAGCCUCCUGAGGAAGACAGAAUGAUUUCUACUGGGUUUUACAUUGUCACUUUAAAAACUAUUUUAGGAAGACUGAGGAAUAAGACUUUUCCUAACAAUUCAGUAACUGUAUGCAUACGUCAUACUUAAAACUUACAGCACAAUUUUAGUUUGAAAGCUCUUUGGGUGCAAAGACUAAUUUUAUGUAUGGCACGUUUUGCAUGCUUUGUUAAUAGUAGCAAACAAUAACAUACCACUGCUAUAAUGCUGCUGCAUCUGGGUGCCAAGGCAAAGGGGUAGAUUUUUCCCAUAUGAAAAGCAUAAUGGGCUCUGGUACCAUAGAAAAGCAGAAAGAAUUUGAUCACUCAAGGUCCCAUUUAAAAACAACACACAAAUUAACUUGCUUUCCUAUAAACUAUUUAAUUCUAAGUGAGAUGCAGACAAUUAAUGUUACAGAGGCAGAAAUAAUGCUAGUAGAGAAUCAAUAGAAAAUACAUGAAGCAUUAUAAAACAAUUCCUCAGGCUAAUGUCUCCCUGCCCCCCCCCCCCCCAAAGAGAGAAAUCUGAACCUAAACACAGGGACAACAGAACAAGAAAUGCUAUCUUAAUCUGGUCACUUUAUUUACCAUAGUCAAGUGAGAUUGAAUCAAAGUAAACACUGAGCCUUAUAUCAACAAGUUCUUGACCCCACGAGCCAAAAAAAGUUUUGAACAGCAUCUCUGUUAAUGGUAGGGUGACCAGAUAUCCUGA